Molecule: messenger RNA, 207 nt
Organism: Lathyrus sativus (Indian pea)
Lineage: Eukaryota; Viridiplantae; Streptophyta; Magnoliopsida; Fabales; Fabaceae
Source: the annotation of a GenBank genome assembly
AUGGUGAUGAUGCAAGGAAGGAGGGAGUUGUUGCAGGAUUUAGCUUGUGAUAUGGUUCAGGUUUGCCGCAUAGAGUUUGUCGUUAUUCGUAGAUUUUUUGAGCAGGGUAGCAGGAAUUGGCUUGUAGUGACGGUACAGUUUUGUUGGUUGGUCUGUAAACGGUUUGAUGAAACUGGCUUACAAACUCGUUCCCUUGAGUGUUGUUAG